AUGGUUGAGGUUUAUGAGGAAUAUGAUUCCCAAGGAGAAGAAGAAGAAGAUGGUCUGAAUAGGAAGAUGGUGUUGGUCUCAAAGAGACUAAUGGUUGAGAUCAAAUAUCGAAUCGAUGAUUUACCAGAGUGGCUACUCCAAAACAAAUUAGAGAGGCCAUGCAGGUUUACUUAG
This is a messenger RNA of Prunus armeniaca (apricot), 174 nucleotides long. NCBI's taxonomy places the organism in Eukaryota, Viridiplantae, Streptophyta, Magnoliopsida, Rosales, Rosaceae. The record is from the annotation of a GenBank genome assembly.